Brassica napus (rape) is the source of this 1415-nucleotide messenger RNA. Its product is annotated as peroxisomal membrane protein PMP22-like. The transcript is spliced from 8 exons. NCBI's taxonomy places the organism in Eukaryota, Viridiplantae, Streptophyta, Magnoliopsida, Brassicales, Brassicaceae. Gene Ontology annotation, cellular component: membrane; cytoplasm. Bases 332 to 889 code for a protein of 185 amino acids. The record is from RefSeq and is a predicted model, not a curated record.
UAAGAACAAAACAGGCAAUCAGAUAACUACAUGACAACUUGUGGACCAACACAAGAAAUAUGAGAGAUGCACUUUCUUCAGGCACAGACAAAAAAGUAUUCCUGAUUUAGGUGUUUGUUUAUUUUUUUUGAUAUCCCAUAAGUGAAUCUCCACCUAACCCUUAAAUAUAUUUGUUUUUGUUUAAAUGAAGGCAACUAAAACAUGAUUAAUUUAUUGUAAUCAAAUCUGGAUCUCCUCCUAGUCUUCUUGUUCCUCAGCUCUUCCUACUUUCCUAGCUAUCUUCUUCUACCUCUUUUUGACAUAAAAGAACCAGGACAAUAAUCUUCGGGCCAUGUCUGAUUAUGCCAAAGACGCAUGGCGGAAGUAUCUGAUUCAGCUCCAAGCUCACCCUUUACGAACCAAGGCGAUCACUGCUGGAGUUUUGGCAGGUUGCAGUGAUGCCAUAGCUCAGAAGAUCGCUGGAGUUAAAAAGAUUCAGUUCCGUAGAUUGCUUCUCCUUAUGUUGUAUGGGUUAUGUUAUGGUGGGCCAUUUGCUCACUACUUCCACAAAUUGAUGGAUGCUCUUUUCAAAGGCAAGAAGGACAAUACUACUGUUGCCAAAAAGGUUUUGCUGGAACAACUUACAUCCUCUCCUUGGAACAACUUUCUUUUCAUGUCUUACUAUGGUUUAGUAGUUGAAGGGAGGCCAUGGAAGCUAGUGAAGCAUAAAGUUGGGAAAGACUUCUCUACCAUACAGUUAACAGCCUGGAAGUUCUGGCCUAUUGUGGGAUGGAUUAAUUAUCAGUAUGUUCCUCUGCAAUUCCGCGUCUUGUUCGGCAGCUUCAUAGCCUCCUGCUGGAGCAUUUUCUUGAACCUGAAAGCGCGAUCUGCAGUGAUCAAGAACGCAUAGAAACCUUAAUCUGGAAGAUUACAAGCAUAAUCUUCGACACCCAUUUUAUCAGAACCUUUGGUCCAUGGAUAUCGCUCUAAGAAGCAAUUUUACCAAUGCAUUUCAAGGAUGUUGCCCUCAUCACAGAAUGGUGCGCAGCAAUGCAACACAGAUCAAGGCUCUAGAGGAAAACUACAGAUGUGACAUCACUGGUCUUCCUCCUGGAAAGAAAGCUAUUAUUAGAAACCUUAAAUUCAAUUCUGAUGGAAUACUUAAGCGCCACAAAAUCGUUUAGUGGUUCGUUGAAAUCACCAGAAAGAAGGUACAUAUCUCAAUGAAACAUUCGCUUCAGUUGCUAAAAGAUCACCAAUGUGCAUACCACUAACUUAAGUAGGGAUAUUGGGAUUAAGAUCUUAAUAUACUCUCUUUGUUUCAAUGAGAUGUAUUUUUAAUUUUUUUUAUAUAUAUUAAGAAAACAUAUAAAAUUUGAUUAUCAAUAGUAUUUUAAUACGCACAACUAUGUUUUUUUUUUGAAGUUUUUUAUAAU